This is a messenger RNA of Coffea arabica (coffee), 671 nucleotides long. The record is from RefSeq and is a predicted model, not a curated record. NCBI's taxonomy places the organism in Eukaryota, Viridiplantae, Streptophyta, Magnoliopsida, Gentianales, Rubiaceae.
AACCUCUGUGAACUAAAUGAAUCUCUCUGUCUCUUUUUGAACAGGGUCUCAUGUAGCUAUCUUAACAAAAAUAUUACAUUCAAGAUCGAUGAGAGCAGCAAUAACCCUUAUUAUUUAGCUUUUGAAAUACUGUACCAGCAAGGAAAGAUGGACAUUACAGCUGUGCAGCUCUGUGAGACACAAAACUUUGUUUGUAAACUAUUGGAUAGGACUCAUGGAGCAGUAUGGACAACCACCUCGCCACCAAGCGGGCCUUUAUCGAUAAGGAUGCUAUUUAGUGCCAAUGAUGAAGAUGAGACAUGGGUAGUUCCAGUCAAUAACAUACCAGGAAAUUGGAAACCUGGAGACACAUAUGACUCAGGAGUACAAGUAAAUGCAUAGCCAAAGAAACUGAAUGUUGUCAUUCUACGGUCAAUAAGUCCUCGGUGUUCUUGUGCUUUAUUUUUUAUUCGUUUCGUAUCCAAAUUUAGUCAGGAGAUGGUACAAGAAGUUGGCGUUCUACAGUUAGUCAUUCCAUUACUGCUCACUAGUAAAAGUAACCAGGAGAAGAAUUAUAGGUUUGUAGUAAUUCUCUACCGUAGACUGUGGACUAAUUGUAUCCUCCUCCUAUGUCAAAACAAUUGAUUGCAUAUGAAUAAAUUGGAUGCAAGACAUAAUUAUUUUUCUUUCAA